AGGCCGUGUUGCCUGUCUGGGUUCCAGGCCCCGCCGCACAGCGGGGUUGGCGUUGGUCGCGCCGGCCCUUCAAGGGGUGGCCUGGCGGGGCUGGUGCAGGGGUCAGCGCCCUGGUUCAGCCCCCAAUGGCAAGAUGGGCUGGGCCAGGUUGAGACAACGGUGAUGGGGUCAGAGGUCAUGGCAGCAUCUGAAUCUGCGUUCCAAAGGGGUCAGAGGUCACAGAGUGCCACACCAGAUUCAUGACGGAUGCCUGGUUCCUGAGCCCCACGCCCCAGUCCCAGUAAGGCGCCAGGGCUGGAGUGGAGUCUACUGGGGGCCUCUGGGCUUGUGGAGGAGUCUCCCCAGCUUGUCCUGAGCCACAGUCUCUGCCUCCCCCACCAUGCCGCACAUCGAUAACAACAUCAAGCUGGACUUCAAGGACGUCUUGCUGAGACCCAAGCGCAGCACCCUGAAAUCCCGGAGCGAGGUGGAUCUCCUCCGAUCGUUCACCUUCCGCAACUCACACCAGACGUAUAGCGGGAUACCCAUCAUUGCUGCCAACAUGGACACUGUGGGCACCUUCGAGAUGGCCAAAGUCCUUUGCAAGUUCUCACUCUUCACUGCCAUCCACAAGCACUACAAGCUGGAGGAGUGGAAGGAGUUUGCUGCCCAGGAGCCCGAUUGCCUGCAGCACGUGGCGGCCAGUUCAGGCACCGGCCCCUCAGACUUCGAGCAGCUGGAGAAGAUCCUGGAGGCCCUACCCCAGGUGCGCUACAUCUGCCUGGACGUGGCCAACGGCUACUCGGAGCACUUUGUCCAGUUCCUGCGGGAUGUGCGCAAGCGCUUCCCCGACCAUACCAUCAUGGCUGGGAACGUGGUGACGGGGGAGAUGGUGGAGGAGCUGAUCCUCUCUGGAGCUGACAUCAUCAAAGUGGGCAUCGGACCAGGUUCGGUCUGUACCACUCGGAAGAAGACAGGGGUGGGGUACCCCCAGCUGAGCGCCGUCCUGGAAUGCGCCGAUGCAGCCCACGGCCUCAACGGGCACAUCAUCUCGGACGGGGGCUGCAGUUGCCCGGGGGACGUGGCUAAGGCAUUUGGUGCCGGCGCAGACUUUGUCAUGUUAGGGGGGAUGCUGGCGGGACACACAGAGUCGGGGGGGGAGCUGAUUGAGAGGGGGGGCAAGAAAUACAAACUCUUCUAUGGGAUGAGCUCCGAGGUGGCCAUGAAGAAAUAUGCUGGGGGAGUGGCGGAGUACAGGGCGUCGGAGGGCCGGGCGGCAGAAGUGCCGUUCCGGGGCGCCGUGGAGAACACGCUGCGGGACGUGCUGGGCGGGCUCCGUUCCACCUGCACCUACGUGGGCGCCGCGAAGCUGAAGGAGCUGAGCCGCCGAACCACUUUCAUCCGCGUCACCCCGCAGGGGCCCCCCCUCUUCGGGGCAGGCGAGUAG
Emys orbicularis (European pond turtle) is the source of this 1426-nucleotide messenger RNA. RefSeq names its product guanosine monophosphate reductase 2 (gene GMPR2). The transcript is spliced from 10 exons. The record is from RefSeq and is a predicted model, not a curated record. Gene Ontology annotation, molecular function: GMP reductase activity. Lineage: Eukaryota; Metazoa; Chordata; Testudines; Emydidae. The coding region runs from base 380 to 1426 and encodes 348 amino acids. Gene Ontology annotation, cellular component: GMP reductase complex. Gene Ontology annotation, biological process: nucleotide metabolic process.